GUCUACCCGGGGGCGGGCAGGGCUGCAGCAGUUUUAUGAACGGCACGGCUGCAUCAUGAUCCCUUCCCCACUAAACCAGCGCCGCGACGUUUCAUUGACAAACACUCCGGUUGCUGCAUUUCUGUCACGGACGGCGUCGGGAAGCGGAGCGGCGCGUGCAGAGCAGCGGCGGAGGAGGACGCGGCAGCUGCAGUGAUCGGGAACAGCGAGCCCGGCGUCGGACGCACCAGCACCCGCGGACUCGCCUCCGGGACCCGCACUGGAUCUCCCAGCAACCUCUGCUUCCAGUGCGCUCUCCGGGGACACAGAAGAAUCACCUUAGGGCGGAUUCAGACGGCUUUGGCCGCUCAGACCCCCGGGGGUGAGGCUGCGUCGUCAAUGCACGCGCACUGGCACUCAACCCGGUUUGUUUUGCGCCCUCAUGACGCGCCGGGACGCGCAGAUGGAGGAUUCGGGACGCCUUUGGAAAUCACGGACAUUUGAGAGCGUGCAGCUGCCGGCGUGCGAUGCGAACUGAGCCGUGGGUGGUGUAGACCCCCGCCGCGAGCCCCGCGCACCCCCUCCGCCUCAGCUCCGAACCCUGCCCUCGAACCGGGACGCACGGCCUCGUCUCUCUCCACCGCGGGAACAUGUCCCGGGCCGCGGCUAUCGCCAGCUCUCUGAUCCGCCAGAAGCGGCAGGCGCGCGAGCGCGAGAAGGCGAACGCGUGCCGCGGCAGCAGCAGCCCGAGCAACAGCAAGGGCGCAAACGACAAGCCGAGCAAGCUCAACGUGUUCUCGCGCGUGAAAUUGUUUGGAUCGCGGAAGAAACGGAAGAGAAGGCGGCCGCCAGAGCCCCAGUUAAAGGGCAUAGUGACCAGACUCUCCAGUCGCCAGGGCUUCCAGCUCCAGAUGCAGCCUGAUGGCACCAUUGACGGCACCAAGGAUGAAGACAGCACCUACGCCGUGUUCAACCUGAUCCCGGUGGGGCUGCGUGUGGUGGCCAUCCAGGGCGUCCAGACCAAACUGUACCUGGCCAUGAACAACGAAGGAUUUCUCUACACCUCUGAACAGUUCACGUCGGAGUGCAAAUUCAAGGAGUCUGUGUUUGAGAACUACUACGUCACCUACUCCUCCAUGGCGUACCGGCAGCAGGCCUCGGGCCGGGCCUGGUACCUGGGUCUGAACAAGGAGGGCGGCAUCAUGAAGGGGAACCACGUCAAGAAAAACAAAGCUGCUGCACACUUCAUACCGAAACCACUCAAAGUGGCCAUGUACAGGGAGCCGUCCCUUCAUGACCUCACAGAACUCUCGCGCUCCGGCAGCGGCACGCCGACCAAGAGCCGCAGCGCCUCGGCUCUGCUCAACGGCGGAGGCAAGUCGCCCAGCAACAAUGACUUAUCCUAGCCCCCCCCACCAACACCAACACACACGCACACCCCCCGCACCAACUACAAGCGAAGCACAUAGA
Messenger RNA from Betta splendens (Siamese fighting fish), 1449 nucleotides. RefSeq names its product fibroblast growth factor 13-like. The record is from RefSeq and is a predicted model, not a curated record. Gene Ontology annotation, cellular component: cytoplasm. NCBI's taxonomy places the organism in Eukaryota, Metazoa, Chordata, Actinopteri, Anabantiformes, Osphronemidae. The transcript has 5 exons. Gene Ontology annotation, biological process: positive regulation of gene expression; fibroblast growth factor receptor signaling pathway; cell differentiation. Gene Ontology annotation, molecular function: fibroblast growth factor receptor binding; growth factor activity. Bases 630 to 1385 code for a protein of 251 amino acids.